AUGGCGACGGAGCAAGCACUGGACCCCUCUCUCCCUUCAUGCCGGUAUCUCCUCUCUGCUAUUCUAGCUAUGGAACCUUCCGACUGCUUAUUAUCACAUGCCAGGGUGUGUGGCGGAGGCUCAAUUACUGAGCAAGUUCAACAAUUUAUCUUGGACCAUUGCCUUUCCACACAUGGUGAUAUUCAUGCACCUUACUUGAAGAAUUUUCUUAAGAAGCUUAUCACUCAAGUUGAGUGUGAUCAUGGCUCUGUCUUGGACCAAUUUUAUGAACUCUAUGCUCACUACAUUACAUCAUUUAAGGAUGAUAGUUUAGGCAAAAGAGAUUCAAGAAUCUGCAAAAGAAUUUCUUUUCUUUUUCCUACCGAUUAUUCUGAGCUACAAACUUGUCCAUACUCAAGAGUGCUGUCUUUUUCAUUGAAGUGUUCUAUAAACAUGCUUGAAGGUGAUACUGGAUGCUCAAUAUGGCCAUCAAGUCUGUUUUUGUCCGAGUUAAUACUUUCCCAUCCUGAAUUAUUUUCUAAUAAAUUGUGCUUUGAGAUUGGCUCAGGAGUUGGUUUAGUUGGAUUAUGCCUAGCCCACGUGAAAGCUUCUGAGGUGAUACUAAGUGAUGGUGACCUUUCAACUUUAGCUAACAUGAAGCUUAAUUUAGAGUUGAACAACCUGAAUGUUGAAACUGACACAUUACAAAGAAACGAAGAUACAAGCACGGUAAAAUGCUUGUAUCUGCCAUGGGAAUCUGCAUCAGAAAGUCAACUACAAGAUAUCAUGCCGAAUGUUGUGUUGGGUGCAGAUGUGAUAUAUGAUCCAGUUUGCUUGCCGCAUCUUGUUCGCGUACUCACGAUUCUUUUGAACCGGAUGAACUCGAACAGUGAACAUGAAAAUGGUGAACAUUAUUAUAACGGUGCGACUGAUAGAUCUGAUGGUAGAUGCAAACCAGAUAAUUAUGAUGGUUAUAACGGCCAGCCAAAGGAAGCACGGGUGGCUUAUAUUGCAUGUGUUAUUCGGAAUAUUGAAACCUUCAACUAUUUUCUCUCUCUUGGGGACCAAGCUAACCUUGAUAUUGUGGACCUAACAGAUUCACUGAAGCCAAUGAGUCUCCUUCCUUACAUGCAGUCAUACAAUCAAGCCGAUAUUAAACUACUGCGCAUCACUUUCCGUCGUACAAAUCAGACUACAGUAAAAUGA
Messenger RNA from Lathyrus sativus (Indian pea), 1185 nucleotides. Lineage: Eukaryota; Viridiplantae; Streptophyta; Magnoliopsida; Fabales; Fabaceae. The record is from the annotation of a GenBank genome assembly.